CCCGAGGGAUGUCGUGGGCGCAACGAUUGACGCCGGUGCUGCUGCUGCUGCUGGUGACGGUCGGGCCGCGGCCGGCGGACGCCCACGGCCGGCUGAUGGAACCGCCCGCCCGCAAUGCGAUGUGGCGCUUCGGCUUCCCGAACCCGGUCAACUACAACGACAACGAGCUGUUCUGCGGCGGGUACGCCGUCCAGUGGGAGCAGAACCAGGGCAACUGUGGCGUGUGCGGCGACGCGUACCAUCUGCGGGCGCCCCGGCCGCACGAGGCCGGCGGCGAGUACGGCAAGGGCAUCGUGUCGCGCCGGUACGUGGCCGGCCAGGAGCUGGAGGUCGAGAUCGAGCUGACCGCCAACCAUAUGGGCCGGUUCGAGCUGUACCUCUGCCCGAACAACAACCCGCGGGCGGAGGCGACGCAGGACUGCUUCGAUCGCUACCCGCUCUACCUGUCCGGGACGCGCGAGGUCCGGUUCUUCAUACCGCCCGACUCGAAGAAGAAGGACGUGUUCCGGUACCGGGUGCAGCUGCCGCUCUACGUGAGCUGCACGCAGUGCGUGCUGCAGUGGACCUACUUCACCGGCAACAUGUGGGGCCGGUGCGACAACGGGACCGAGUCGGUCGGGUGCGGCAGACCGGAAACGUUCCGGAACUGUGCGGACAUUAGCAUCGUGUCCAACACGGGCGGCGGCCGCCCACCACUGUUCGUCGGCAAUAACAACCCGUUCCUGCUGUACUACCGGGACUUCCGUGACCCCAAGCCGGACAACGUCUAUCCGCUGAUCAUCCGGGACCAGGUGUGUCUGCCGACCGCGACGUACCGCAGCUUCAUCGGGAUGGAGGAAUGGUGCCAGAGCAACUGUCUCCGCUACCCGCCGAACUGUCCGGAAACGGUGUGCCACUGCCCGCAAACGUGUGAAGCGAUCGGUGAGCUGCGAGGCCGCGAGGGUGCCGACGUCUACUGUCUCGACCAGUGUCUCAACUUCAAGUCGAACUGCCCGGCCGACAGAUGUCGCUGCUACUAAAACUGCUGCGGCACUGCAGGGAUGCCCUGUCUGCGUGUAUGUGUGUGUGUGUGUGUGUGUGUCGAGUGCCGUAUUGCGUCGAAUGUAAAGAGCGGGCGAGCAGGCGACGAACCGCACCGACGUGACACGUGACGGAACCGACGGGAUGUCCUUGCCUGCAAGGACCUUGCUGCAUGUGUGCGUGUGUGUGUGUGUGUAUGAGUGUAUGUGUGCAUGUGUGUGUGUAUGUAUGAAAGUGUUAAUUUACAAGGUUAUGCACAGGGCAAAGUGUGGCGACUUUGUUGCGGCACAUUUUUUGUCUCGUUCUCUCGCUCUCUCUCUCUCUCCCUCUCUCUCGUUCCGUUUUUAUUUUCGUCAAAACAUGUGCGUUUUUUCCCCGCAAAAAAAAAAACAAAAACAAAUAGUUCAAGAGUUUUAGCAAAACAAAAACAUUCGCGUUCGUCGCCUGCGCCAUCUCUUGCCGCUCCCUGCAUGCAAAAACGUUAAAAAAAACAACACGAACAACAGCAGCAACCGGAGCAGGGAGAAGGAAGUAUACUACAGUGGUGUCACCAGAAAAAUCCGAUAUUCGACACAAUAAAGGGGAGUGGGGGAGGGAGUAAAAAACCGAAAACAGCCUCAGCGAAGGAUGGCGUUGCAAUUGUGCGGGUAGAACGCAAACAAAAACAAACCAUGAAUAAAGAAGGGUUCAAAGUGCCGAACCAACAAGGACAAUGUAUCCUGC
This is a messenger RNA of Anopheles merus, 1743 nucleotides long. RefSeq lists its product as uncharacterized. Bases 9 to 1019 code for a protein of 336 amino acids. The record is from RefSeq and is a predicted model, not a curated record. The transcript is spliced from 4 exons. NCBI's taxonomy places the organism in Eukaryota, Metazoa, Arthropoda, Insecta, Diptera, Culicidae.